Messenger RNA from Sorex fumeus (smoky shrew), 4465 nucleotides. It is a transcript of the gene IRS4, whose product is annotated as insulin receptor substrate 4. Gene Ontology annotation, biological process: insulin receptor signaling pathway. Gene Ontology annotation, molecular function: phosphatidylinositol 3-kinase binding; insulin receptor binding. Gene Ontology annotation, cellular component: plasma membrane; cytosol. Lineage: Eukaryota; Metazoa; Chordata; Mammalia; Eulipotyphla; Soricidae. The record is from RefSeq and is a predicted model, not a curated record. The transcript has 2 exons. Bases 1 to 3783 code for a protein of 1260 amino acids.
AUGGCGAGCCGCUCCUCCGCUCGAGACCGAGCGACCGGGAGACCGAGGGCGGCAGCGGCAGCGACAGCGACUGCGGCGGCUCGCGCUGCGGUGGCGACCACCCCGCUUCUACCCUCGGCCCCUCCGACCGCACUCAUUGGGACCGGGUCGUCUUGUCCGGGAGCCAUGUGGCGCUCCGCGGCCGCUGGCUCUCGGUCCGACUCCGAGUCCGAGGAGGAAGACCUCCCCGUCGGGGACGAAGUCUGCAAGCGUGGCUACCUGAGGAAGAAGCGCGGGCAUCGGCGCUACUUCGUGCUCAGACUCGAGACGGCCGGAGCCCCGGCGCGGCUCGAAUACUAUGAAAACGCCAGGAAGUUCCGCGACAGUGUCCGCGCGGCGGCGGCUGCAGCCGCGGCGACCGCUUCGGGCGCCGCCGAGGUUCCGGAUCUCAUCCCGCCGCGGCGCGUGAUCACCUUGCACCAGUGCUUCUCGGUGAGCCAGAGAGCCGAUGCCCGCUACCGGUACCUCAUCGCCCUCUUCACCCAGGAUGAGUACUUCGCCCUGGUCGCCGAGAACGAGUCAGAACAGGGGAGCUGGUACUUGCUGCUCAGCCGCCUCAUCCUCGAGAGUAAGCGCCGCCGCCGCGGCACGCCCAGCGCCCGACCGGUGGCAGAAGGGGACGACGAGAGGGCGGUCGCAACGGUGGCCGAGCCACCCUUCUACAGAGAUGUGUGGCAGGUAGUGGUCAAACCCAGGGGCCUGGGGCACCGCAAAGAGCUGAGCGGCGUGUUCCGGCUGUGCCUGACCGACGAGGAGGUCGUGUUCGUGAGGCUGAAUGCCGAGGUGGCCAGCGUGGUCGUCCAGCUCCUGAGCAUCCGUCGCUGUGGGCACACGGAGCAGUAUUUCUUCUUAGAAGUCGGCAGGUCCACCGUCAUCGGUCCGGGGGAGCUCUGGAUGCAGGUCGAUGACCGCGUAGUAGCUCGAAACAUGCACGAGCUGUUUCUUUUAAAGAUGAGAGCCCUGUGCGCAGAGGAAUACAGAGCCCGCUGCCGCGGCUACACCUUCACCAUCGGCGCCCACCUGUUAACUCUGCUGUCCACUAGGAGGCAGCUAGACAAGCGGCCCGGGGAGCCGGGCGGCUGGUUCCGUAGGUCCCGCUUUGAGCAGUUUUACCACCUCAGGGCCAUCAGGGACCGGGAAGACGACGAAAGCCUACUCACCCGCCGCAAUCAAUCACCCAAUGUUGCUGUGCCCCAGGCCAGGCGAGGACGGCCACAACUGCCCCACCUGCCCAGAGCCCGCAGGGCGAGAAGAGCUGCUUCCUUGCCCGCCAGCUGCUACCGCCGCUUUACGCUGAGUCCUGCGGGUGCAGUGCAACCUGCUGAAGCUCCCAGUGAUGGAGCUCGCCCGGCUUCUAACAGAUCAGGUUCCAGCCCUGGUAACUCUGGGGAAGAAGGCGAGCCUCAGGGCAAAGAGGAGCUGGAAAGCAAUGAAGGCGACUAUAUGCCCAUGAGAAAAUGGGGCUCAGGAAAUGGCCGAGGAUCCGGAGACGGCCAGGGCCCCUGUGGACAGAGUCCAGGAGGAAAUCAGUGCUCUGGAGGAGGAAAGGGCUCCGGAGGUGGCCAGGGCUCAAGUGGCAGCCAGGGUGCAAGUGGCAGCCAGGGCUCUAGUGGCCAGAGUUCAGGAGGCCAGGGUGCAGGAGGAAACCAGUGUUCAGGACGUGGUCAGGGCACAGCAGGUGGCCAUGGCUCAGGCGGUGGACAGGGAGCUGGAGGUGGCCGUGACUCAGGGAGUGGCCAGGGGCCCCGCGAUGGUCCUGGGUCUUGCAGUGGUAAAAUCUCUGGUGGGGAAAAAGGUUCUGGAAGUGGGAAGGUAUCUGGUGGCAGUGGUGAUCAGGGGAAAUCUCUGAAGAAAAGAUCCUACUUUGGCAAAUUAACCCAAAGCAAGCAACAUCGAAUUCCGCUGCCACCCCCACCCCCGCCCCCACCCACACCAGCAGGUGGAGCAAAGGGAAGGGCUGGAGGAAGGUUCCGACUUUAUUUUUGUGCUGACCGAAGUGCCACAAAAGAACGUAAAGAAGUCAAAGAAGUUAAAGAGAAAGGGCUCCCAGAAGGUGGAGCUCGGGGUCUUCACAGAGCCAGAGCUUUUGAUGAAGAGGAGGAUGACCCCUAUGUGCCAAUGAGACCUGGGGUGGCUUUCCCUCUUGCCAGCUCCAGUGACUAUAUGCCAAUGGCCCCUCGACACCCUGCUGCCUCAAAAUCACGCCACUCUCGAUCCCCUUUUGAAGAUUCAAGAGGGUACAUGAUGAUGUUUCCCAGAGUGAGCCCACCAGCUGCACCAAGUCCUCCCAAAGCACCCGGGCCUGAUAAGAAAGAUGAGUCAAAGGACAAUGACAGUGACAGUGACUAUAUGUUUAUGGCUCCUGGAGCUGGUGCAAUUCCCAAAAACCCUCCAAGUCCUCAGGGCGGUUCUUCCUCCAAAAGUUGGAGCUCCUACUUCUCUCUGCCAACUCCUUCUCAGACCUCCCCAUUAGGACAGAUGGACCACAGUGAGUAUGUCCCAAUGUUAACCAGAAAAUUCCUGGGGAUGGGUCUGGACAAAGAAGGCUCACCUGAAUGGGGCAGCCCCAAAGAUACAGUCUCAAAGCCUUCAGUUGAGGGGUCCUUCUCCGAGCCUGGAGAUGGGGGAUCAUUUUCACAGUCUUUGGUUGAUAUUCCCUUCCAGGGCAAAGCUAACAAACCUGACCAGCUUGCUUUUAUUAAGAAGGGAAAUACAAUUGAGCCCAGUUCGCAAAAGCCCACACAUGAUCAGAGAGAAAAUGACAGUGCUUCUGUCUACGUCAACAUUGACUUCACUGAAAGAGCUAGCCAUUCGUCAGUUCCCUUUGGUCAAGGACAGGCAGAUACUCGGGGCAUCCUUGCUGACCCCAGAGAAUACUCCUUUUCUCAUUACAUAAAUAUUCAGUUGAGAGUGCCAUUUCUGAGCCAAGAAAAUCUCUCAGACCUUUUAAGGGCCAUUCCGGGUGCCAACCUCUUCUCUCUGGACUUUGCAAGGUGGCCACUUCGCCCCAGUGCUACAGGUGGCAUCGUUAGUGUAGGAGAGGGUGAAUACAUUGAAGUGAGGUUUAGCCCGGCAAUGGCAUCUUCGGCACCUUUUGCUGACAGUGCCUUUCGCUACGAUGCUGAAACAGGUCGAAUCUACGUGGUCGAUCCAUUUUCCGAGUGCUGUAUGGACAUCUCUCUCUCCCCGAGCCGGUGCUCAGAGCCACCACCUGUAGCUCGGCUGAGGCAGGAGGAAGAGCAAGAGAGAAGAAGCGCACCAAGUCGCUCGCAAAGUUCUGCCUCCGCUAGAGCCGCCGCUUCGGCUUUCCCAGCGGACAGCCUGGAGGGAAACCCCUCGGCCUCUGCUGCUGCGCCGACUUUAGCCAUGGGCCCUGCACUAGCUGCCGCCUCUGCGCUAGCCGCCGCCCCAGCAGUCGGCUCUGCAGCUGCGGGCUUUGGGGUAGACUCCGCCCCCGCCCGCUGGUUCCAACUUGUUGCUAACGGUGCAGGUGCAGAAGCUGAGAGAGGGGCCCAAGAAAUUGCUGGUGGUCCGAACCGAAGGGCCCCAAAUCCAUUUGAAGCCCUUGCUGGAGGUGAGAAUGGGGCCCGCGGGGCGGCUGCCGCAGCUGCUGCUCCCCCCGUACCGCCUCCCCGCCGCCGGGUGCCGAGACCCCCGGAGCGAGAUGAUUCUGACGACGACGACAGUACCUACGUGAGAAUGGACUUUUCCAGGGCUGACAACGAGGAGUCUGACGCACCUUAAAGAGAGUCAUUACAUUGCCGCGAAAAAUACAUGUUAAAAGAAGAAUGAUGCUUAUGAAAAUUCAUCUCCAGAUCUGCCUAAGAGUAGGAAAAUUCAGAGGCUUCUGAAUAAAAAGCAACCUGAAUGUUUACGUCUACAAGUGGAUGAUGGCAGCUGAAUGAUCCUGUUCCACACAGAUCAUUCUUGCUGCUGCCUUGUGGAUAUAGUGAUGUUGAUUUAAGAAAUUCAUACUGUCCUUGGUAUUUGCUUUCUGAUUUCCCCUCCCUACUUUUUUGCUUUGAAAGAAACUAGAUUGUACAAGCAAGCAUCUUGCAACUCUGUCAUUCUCCUCUUUGAAUAAUAUUAUUUGCAUAUGUAUAAAUGUGGCCAAUACCUAUUUUACUUAUGUAUAAUAUUUAGAUAAAUUUUGAAGUCAAAAAUCCUUCAAAAAUGAGAAGAUAAAGAGUUCAAGUUUUAUUUGUGAGAAGGUAGGUAUGAUCUGGAAUCUUUAUUCUGAGUUGUACAUACACAAACAUUUCUUGAUCAAUGAAUUACAUAUCAACUGAAUUUGCAUCUUGAUGAGACAUUUUUGAUAUUUUAAUGGCAGGACUAAAGGACAGAUCUCAGUUAUUGUUAAUUAACAACACUGCAACAUUCUGUCUAUACUAAAUGUCAACAAAACUGGUGUGAUGAUUGAGCAUUU